This is a messenger RNA of Polistes canadensis, 1795 nucleotides long. RefSeq names its product coagulation factor X isoform 1-like. The coding region runs from base 133 to 1023 and encodes 296 amino acids. The record is from RefSeq and is a predicted model, not a curated record. Gene Ontology annotation, molecular function: serine-type endopeptidase activity. NCBI's taxonomy places the organism in Eukaryota, Metazoa, Arthropoda, Insecta, Hymenoptera, Vespidae. Gene Ontology annotation, biological process: proteolysis. The transcript has 7 exons.
GCAGAGUGUAGUAUCGAACUGACGAGCAACCAGUAGAAAAUUCUUCUUCAUGACAGAAAACACGAUACGGAAAUAACUUGGAAUAUUAUUUUCACGAAUGAGUUUAUUUUCUAUAGUUUUCUUUUAAUCAUUAUGGGAAUUGCAGAUAGAAAGUGUUUAUUUUUUAUUGCAUUUGGCUCCUUCUUAACAUUCUUACAACCUUCAAAUGGUGCAGAUAAAGCAAACUCUUGCUUAGUGCCUCCCCGGCUUGAUAAUGGUAUUUGGGCCAUAUAUUUAGAAGAAGGCUUUAAUUUUAAAAAACAAGUAGAAGAGGGUGAAGAAUUACCUCUCAAAUCUCAAUUGUAUUGCGAAUGUAAUUUCGGUUAUCAAGUUGCGAUUUUCGAAUUUGCAAGAUGUACAUCUAAUGGAAGUUGGGAUUAUAUACCAGUUUGUAAAAGGAUAAUGAGACCUUCAGGAAAUGUAAAACAUAUUUAUGUCCAUUGUAAUUAUUUGGGCUCAUCAGGAAAUUAUGCUUCUGACAUAGCUCUCUUAGAAAUUGAAGUACCAUUUGUAUUUACAAAUAUGUUAACACCAGCUUGUUUAGAUGGUACUAUUAUUGAGUCUGGAGAAGGAAUAGUUGCGGGAUUUGGAUUUACUGCUUCUGGGUCAACCAGUCCUCUUCUCCAAUUAACAACACUGCCCUACGUUUCUGAUAUUCAAUGCAAAGAUAUAAACAAUUCUGUUAUAUAUGAGCAGUAUAUAACGAAUGACAAAUUUUGUGCGGGCUAUACAAAUGGAACAUCUGUCUGUGAUGGUGAUAGUGGAGGGGGAAUUUUAUUGAAAACUAGAGAAUUAUGGUUUUUAAGAGGUAUUGUCAGUUCUGGAAUUAGUGUAAAUUUAGGAGGAGGUACUUCAAUUUGUGAUAGUCAUUCGUAUUCUCUUUAUAUACGCAUUUCUUCCUACUUUUCCUGGAUCCAAAAUAUUAUUUAUAAAAUAAAUCAAAUUGAAUUCCCAUGCAUAAAAAAGCAAGCACUUACUAAAUAAUCAAUUAUUAUUGAAAGAAUAAAUAAGAAUUUAUUUAAACACAAAAACAUCGUAAUAACAUUCACAUAAGUCUCACAGGGAAUUUUGGACGGUUAUUAAAUCUUUAUGAACGAUUUAUUUCGAACCAGUUGUACGUUUCGUCCCUUUCUUGGGACUUUAUUGGGAUCAGGCGGCUUAAUUUUAUGAGCUACUGAUCUGAAGAAAAAAAAACGGAGAGUAGAAUAAUUAAUAAAAGGCUAGGCGGUAAGCGCGAAAAUGUCUUUACGGCUGGAAAAUGGAAUAUGUAAAAUAGCAAGACGUCACAAUAUCAAUAAAUAAUAAAAAAAAGAUGAAGAACAAAUUAUGUUUUAUAUACCACUGUGGUUACAAAUGAUAUUGUAGUAAACUAGUAAGUAAUUCAUUCCCUGGUCAGCUUGACCAAAAAUUAACCACACUCAUUGCGCCAUAAGACGUAAUAAAUCUAUAGUAGGCCAGUCAAAAAGGGGCAAAUAAAAACUUUUUAAGCCGUUAACUUUUAUUGGCCGUUGGACUGACUGGACCGGGACUCCAAACCGGAUCUUUCGCUUUCCGAGUGACGGCUUUUUAGCUAUCCAGAGUCCACGUCCAAUCUCUUCACGAAUGCCUAUUUAAGUAUUUGGCAUGGAGGCGCUCGUCCCACAAAAGUAAUAUCUUUACAUUCUUCUGUAGCUAGAGGGAUUAGCCUCUGUCACAACACCGAUAAACWAGAAUAAAAUAAUUCAAGUCAUGGUUAAUAAAAGUAAUUUACUAACUA